AUGCUGCACACGACAGCGUCCGAAAUUCGUUGCGGGGCCAUGCCUGGCGCAGAAAGCCGGGCCUCCGGUUUUGCUGCUGCCGUGCGUCUUUCCUUUUCCAACACCGUGGACGUGGCCAUGGAGGGGACUGCUACUGCAAGUGAUGUUAUCGGAGCAGUGAAGGCGAAGUUGCCUGGAGAGCUUUGGCACGGAAACGUCUUGCUGUCACGCGGCACGCGGAAGUUCACGGACACAGACGAGAUGCUGCCGCAGAGGGAGGCUGGCAAUGAGUUGGCCCUGACCAACUACAGCCGCUUACAUUCAGCCGGCACUCCGCUCCAAAUCCCAACAGAGCUCGGCGGCAUUACCAUCCCGCAGAUUCAGGCCCUACUCGCCUUCAUGCAGGGUAUGGUCCAGUGUUGGUUUGGCACCUUUGGUGCAGAGUGCGGGCAACCUUUGUCCUUCGAGUGCUUCAAUCUGUAUCAUGCGGACUACUGGAUCUUGCGGCCGGCGACUGCAGGAGCAGGUGGGCGCGGCUGCAGCUAUGUGGAGCUAGUGGCCGAGAGCACAGAAGCGCAACGUCCCACGUGGUUUGUAUCACAUGCCUGGAAAGAACCAAUCGUGCUGUUCCUCCGGUGCUUGCUCCGCCACGCGGCCGUGCGAGACUUGCGCGGAGACCCUGCAUACUGGGUCUGUGCCUAUGCGAACAACCAGCACGCACUGGGCGAUGCCAUCCCGAGAGAUCCGCGCAAAUCAUCAUUUUACUUGGCGAUGAUGCUCUGCCGUGGAGUGCUGCUGGUGCUGGAUGCUGCAGCCACGCCCUUUCAGAGAAUCUGGUGCUGCUUCGAGGAAGCAAUUGCAGUUGAAAACUCCGCCAAGCUUUUUCUGGACGUGGCGGCGACAAGCGGCGAUGUGGCCCACAUCCUUACGGAUGGCCUUGCGGGAAAGGAGGCCAAGUUGCUGCCCCUGUUGGGGCUUCUUGCCAAAUCCCGGCGUGAGGAACUUUUCCCGGCCAAUUUACUGGAGCACGGACUCGGAGUCCGCAUUGAGAUUGCCGAGGCUACCAGGGAGGAAGACAAGACGCGAAUCUUGAACAGCAUUGCCUGCCCACGGGCAGGAACACAGGCCUUGGAUGAGGCGCCAAACGGGGAGCACGACAACUAUGGAACCGUGAAUCGAGCAUUGAGGAGCCACUUUGCGUUGAGCAGCCUCUAUGCAUGCUACGCUCAAGACGCAGACCCGACCAAUUUCCUGUCUGCACUCCGUGCGGACGCUGCCCGCCUUUCCGUGCAGCUCUCGUUGACUGGCUGCAAACACUUCAGAGAUGCACAGAUGCGAGCGCUCUUGGCUCAUUUGCCAAGAACUCUUCUGUGCCUCCGCCUGGACCUUGGCCACACAGGCCUGCAGACCAUCGCAGUGGACGGCUUUUGCUGCCAGCUGCGCACACUGCAGCUUCGCUUCUCCGGGGCGUCGCUGCGAGAAGCUGGUGGCAUAGCAUCUCUCCUCGGCACGGCCCAAGCUUCCUUGCUCCACUUGGAGCUUUGGUUUGCAGCCUUGCCGAUGCUUGAAGAGCUCAGUCUCAGCGAAGCUUUGCUGAAGCUUCGCUUGGAGGAGUUGUCUCUCCACGUCCAAGGCUGCCCCAAGGUUUCCCAAUCUUCGAAGCAGGCAUUGCACGAUGCCGCCCGAAAGCUCCAGAGCCGUGACACGGACUUGCAGAUGUGGCUCUGCAUCGAGGAUGCCGCGACGUGGAUACAGCAGCUCCGGCGUCUGCUGCCCAAGCACGAGAAGCCGCUGGAUGGCCUCCGCUUCCAAGGCACCGGCUCGGAGAAAGGGCAAAGCACGAGAAAAACAGAAUCCGAGAUCGACCAGGACUUGCCGUUUCCAUGCAGCCACGGGCGCUGCCCACGCUUCCAUGCGAACCUGAAUGGAUAUUGCGACGAGCACUUCUUCUGCAGCCUCCGGCGGAGUGUCUUCAACACCCUCCAAGAGGCUCGGCGUUGGUCCGAGUUGGCUCUGAUCUUUUUCGUGCAAGCAGCUGCCGACAUCGAGUCCAAAGGCCUGCUGCUCCUGAUUCUGCUAUCCCUGUAUCCGGUUCUUGUCUUUGGCGUGGCGAACGAGAGCGGCUUCUCUGUCUCCUCGCUGUCCACGCUGUUUCUGGCUCUGCUGGUUGCCACCUUCGCCUUCGCAAGUUUCCGUUUCGACCAGAUGCAGCGAGCGGCACGAGAGUUCUCUUUGUCCUCGGAGGCUUUCUACUCGAAGGUGUUGGAGGAUGACGGGCACCUGUCCCACACCUCGCUGGUCUUCGGUGUAGCUGGGGACAAAUAUCCAAGCGUGGACCAAGUGCGGCAGGAGACGGUGAGCGACUUGAAAAGCAGCUUUCUGUCCGCGCGGCAGCACCUUCCGAACUUUGAGAGCGCGGUGCGGGAGGUUGUGAGGGCAGUGGAUGCAGAAGGCAUGGAAGCACACCUGAAGUGCGGAGAUGAGGCUCUCCUUGCUUCUGAGUGCCAAGGAGCUGUGGACAUCUUGCAGUAUGAGAUCUACUGCAAAGACAUCCUGCACAUGCGGCAAACAUGGAACGAGCUGAGCAGGGCUUUCCAGGGCGAAGAGCAGCCGAUCCGCAUCGUGGCCUUGCGAGACGGCUUCGCAGAAGAAGACAGCAAGCGCAGGUGCUGUGAAGUCGUGCUUUGCGUCGAGGGCUACUUCGCCACCGUGCUGCUUUUGGAGCGAUCUUUGGAUUCCGCAGAAAGGAAGCUUGUAGGCCUCUACCGCAUGAAUUUCGGCCUUCUGGUGGAGCCACGACCCGGCAGAGGCCAAGAAAGCAAGCAGGAAACGAAGGUGAAGAGGUCUCCGAGACCUUCUCUGUGGCUUACCAUUAUCCUGGGCCUGGUCAGGGCGACGGCUCUGCUCUGCAGCGGGUAUUUCGCCUCACAGUACUUCCUGCGCUACGGGCCGCCGGAGCUGCGCGAGAGGCUGCCGGGGCUCGGUGCUUUGCUGAAGAUUGAAGACGCGGAGGACAGAUCCUGGUUCCUGGCAACCAGCCUGGCCCUUCCCUAUGCCGCCCUUGUCCUUGUUUUCAGCAACUUGUCUACACUCUGA
This is a messenger RNA of Symbiodinium natans, 3075 nucleotides long. The record is from the annotation of a GenBank genome assembly. NCBI's taxonomy places the organism in Eukaryota, Dinophyceae, Suessiales, Symbiodiniaceae.